AUGAAUCCAUUUACAUAAUAUCCUCAAUUCUUCUAAUGUAUUGAAUCAAUCUAUUGUAUUAGACUCUUAUCCUUUUAAUUAUAAUGAGCCUUUAAUGCAAUAAUUUAACCAUUAUCAACAUUAACUCUUAAUCAAUAAUUACCUAUAUUAUUAGAGAGCUUAACAAAGCAAUAUAAUAUGGGAAGGUUCUACUCUUAAUCCUUUGAUGAUCAAGCAGGAAAACUUUGUAAAACAAGAAUAAUGCAUUUAACAAUAGUCUAACUUUGAACCAGUAGAAAUCACAACAAACAAUGAAAAUAGAAAUUCUGCCCAACUCCCAGAAAAAUAACUAAAUAUUAAGCAUAAGAAGAAUAAACGAAAGGGGAGAAAGUCAACUAAAAGAAAGUUAUAUAACAUAGGCAAAUUAUUUAAUUUAAUUUAAUAGGUCAUUGGACAACAAAGGAGCACAAUUUGUAUUUGUGUUUUAAAGAAAUGAAUAAAGACA
Paramecium sonneborni is the source of this 484-nucleotide messenger RNA. Lineage: Eukaryota; Ciliophora; Oligohymenophorea; Peniculida; Parameciidae. The record is from the annotation of a GenBank genome assembly.